AAUGCAUUUCGCUGAUGCUUCUUUGGCGGCAGCGUGCCUUGUGCAGCUGUUCGCGCCUGUAUGGGGUUGGCCGCAACCUGAUCAACUACCACAAGACGCACUUCCGGCUUCUGCUAUUCACGACCUCGAUCAACCAGCGAUCACACCUGCUCCAUAUGCUCCAAAGGCACCAGGCGAGGCAGACGAACUUCUGGCUACGACCAACACCUUGGCAUUGGCUCCAUUGACUUCUGCACUGGUCACUGCCUCGGGCCCAGCAUCAACUCGUCUUUCGGUAUUGGCAUCCGAGAUCUCAACAGGAGCAGCCGUGAACUCGACGGCACUCAGCAUCCUGGUCUCUGAUCUGGCGAAGAACUCUUCCAUCCCACCUGCCGAGUUCUCCUCGGUCUUGAUCAGCGCGGCUACGACUUUGACACCCACUAAUGUGACUUCGGUGUUGCAAAACGCGACUGUUCUUUCGCCACUCACUUCUGCGUUGGCCACUGCUACGGGAACUGUUGCAGCUCAGCUUUCCACGCUUGUAUCUGAGAUGUCCAAAGGGGAUCCUGUGAAUUCGACUGCCCUGAGCGUCUUGGUCUCUCAGCUGUCGACCAUCUCGUCAAUCCCCACAAACAUCAUUCUCACUACACCAACAAUCAAUGCCACCGGAUUAUCAUCGAAUCUCAGUGUCAUCUCGUCAGUCUUGUCUACAGUCACCGGCCCAGUCUCAUCACAACUGUCCUCGUUGGUAUCCGCAAUCUCAACAGGCGCUUCGGUCGAUACCUCUGCUUUGAACUCUCUUGUGACUCAGCUGUCAACUGUGAAGUCGGUACCAACAAACAUCCUCUCGCCUGUGGCAAGCGCUGUCACAUCUCCUGUCUCUGUAGCCUCCUCUAUCGUAUCGUCUAUCCUCGCGGACAUUACUCGGGCGACAUCACUGAACCCUAGCAUUCUCUCAUCCAUUGCUAGCGAUAUUUCGGUCUUUCCAACGUCUGUGUUACCAAGUAGUGUAGCCGCGUCACUCCUUUCUGAUGUGAGCAUGAUUGCCACUGCGACAGAUAAGGCAAGCGCCGCAUCCUCAGUCUUGAGUCAAGCAACGGGAAGAACAUGGCCUUACUCCGUUGGAGGUGUCACAUUCAGAGUGCAGAGAAACACGAUAUACAGCGGCACCUUGCUCAAACUCAUGAGGCGCGACUUCCACAANAAAAGAUUCGCCGCUGAUACUCUCGACGGCUGCAUGAACAAUUGUGCAAACAAUACGGCCUGCUCUGGCACUGCAUACAACAAGAAUUCGAGCUCGUGUACAUAUUACAGCUCGGUCGAUCAAAGCAGUGAGAAGCAGCAGAAUGGAACCGAUUUUGCUACCGUCCAAAAUCGAAAUUCAAGCAGCAGUAGUAGCAUGCCGACGGCGGGUUCUACUGGUACGGUUUCAUCUUUAACCAUGUCGACAAGUCAUGGACCCUACUCGAACACCACUUCAUCAUCAAGUCACUCCAUGACCACAUCCGCGAAUAGUACUUCGAGUCGAUCAAUGUCCAUCACUGCCAACAGUACAUCUAGCCAUUCAAUGACUACGAGUGCAAACAGCACAUCGACGAGUCACUCAUCAGCCAUGUCUUCAAACACGACAUCAUCUGCUUCAGCUACUCCAACCAAUCAUGUCGGAGCAAGAACCUGUCUACAGAUUUCAGCAUCCGGAAACACCUUUACUGAUUCCAAUAAUGUCACAUAUGCUGUGAUCUGCGCGAUCAAGAAGAAGAUGCUCUUGGAGAUCCGUGCCCUGACACCUCGCCAGAAUGGCGACGUCGGUACCGUCCAGUCAGGCAGCUUCGAAGGUUGUGCUCCUUAUUGCGAUAGCAACACGCAGUGCAACUCUUACAGCUACAAUUCCACUAAUGGAACGUGUUACCUGAUGAGCACUACAAAUGUAUCUCAACCUGUUACUGGAUUGGACUAUGCAUACAAGGUCCAGAGUCAAACUUCUUCCAGUUCAACGUCGACAGCUUCGAGUACUUCUAGCAGUUCCAGCACUUCUAGCAGUUCCAGCAGUUCCAGCAGUUCCAGCACUUCGAGCACUUCGUCGUCAUCAACCUCUGAUUUUGUUCCCGAUGGCUACUCCAUCUCGAAAACUACAAUCUGUGUCCAUCAACCACUUCGUCGUCUUUUUUUAUCCGUGAGUAGCUCGAGCGCCAGCUCGAGCAUCCCGUCGCCUAGCACCACGACAUCCUCUUCGUCUCCGUCGCCAUCUUCAACAACUACUAGUUCAUUCUCUCCUCCACCUUCUACAAGCGUGUCCACUGUGACCGCACCUGGAAGUACUGUUGUUAGUGUUUCCACUGCGCCCGGAAGUACAGUCGUCAGUGUCUCCACCGCUUCUGGAAACACAGUCACCAGUGUUUCUACGAUGACCGCUUCGCCUCCACCACCCUCGUCAACAAGCUCAUCUUCGAUUACGUCAGCCUCAGCUCAAGCGAGAAUCGCAACUCAAGUCCGAGUGGUGGCACCUGGAACCAGAACUGUCAACAGCGCGGCUCCCAGCGUUGCAACAGUGGUCUCGCAGCAGACCCAAGGUGCCGUAGUCACAUCUUACUCUGUUGUUCCUGGCGGUAGUACAGUCACCAUCCUCAAUACAGCAACCAGCGUGAGCUCCGUCUUCACGUCGACCAGAACAGUAGGCUCUGUGAGGCGCUCAACUGUCACUAGAGCUCAAAGCUCACAACCCUCUGUCAUAACCGUUGGCGCAGUCACUGUGACUUCCGAUGUCGUUGUUCCUAGCGGUUAUACUACGGUCACUACAUCUGGCGGUACAAGCACGGUCACCCAGACGACUGAGAGAACCGUGGCUACAGGUGUGGCUACUGUGGUCAGCAUGUCUACGGUCACUGUCGCUACUAUCGCAAGCAGCGGCUCGUCGACUGUGACGUCUGGGAUCAGUACUGUUUAUAUGAACGCGGCUCCCGUGAGCUUCAUGGCGAUCUGGCACAGAGAUGAGAAGCCCACGAAGGAGAAGAAGGUUAGAGAA
This is a messenger RNA of Aureobasidium uvarum, 3001 nucleotides long. NCBI's taxonomy places the organism in Eukaryota, Fungi, Ascomycota, Dothideomycetes, Dothideales, Saccotheciaceae. The record is from the annotation of a GenBank genome assembly.